Molecule: messenger RNA, 3157 nt
Organism: Vespa mandarinia (Asian giant hornet)
Lineage: Eukaryota; Metazoa; Arthropoda; Insecta; Hymenoptera; Vespidae
Product: glycerophosphocholine phosphodiesterase GPCPD1
Biological process (GO): glycerophospholipid catabolic process
Molecular function (GO): starch binding; glycerophosphocholine phosphodiesterase activity
Source: RefSeq, a predicted model, not a curated record
CAUUUCCAGAUAUCCGCCACGUUGCCAAAUCGAAUGUCGUUCAACUCAUGUUAGUAUCUGGCAAAAAAAAAAUUUAUCAUUUAUGCAAUGCACGUUCUUUCGUAUGUCGAAAUAAUAGUGUUGUGUUGUCAGGAUAAAAUCAGUUAUGUUGAAUUUUAUUAAAAACACGAGGUGCCUGGGUUGGGCCUUCGUGAAAUAACACGAAUUAACUUAAACCAAACACGUUCAAAUAACAUCUCAUCGAAAAUUUCUUGGUUACUACAGAGAAUAUUAGCUGAUCUCAAUUGAACACAUCUUGAAACACAGAAAAUUGAAAGAGAACAAUUGAGAAAAAAGAUAAAGAUAGUAAUAUGCAGCGGAUGUGGUUUAUAGAAAACAAAGAAGAGGAGGAUAUCAAACGACUAGAGGCAACGUCUAAAGGUACUUCUAUCAACGUGACGUCUGAGGAUAUUUCAUCCACCAUGAAGGAUUUAAAGAGAGAUUGGGUUUUUAGAGUACAGGUACUGGGUUUGGAAAAAAAUGAAUGUUUAUAUGUCGUUGGAAAUUUACCUGAAUUAGGGGCAUGGAAUCAUAAUCAGGCAAUUCAAAUGUUCCAAGAGCACAAUGCUCAGGAUGCUUCAUUACUUUUUGAUAGUAAGAAUAAUACAACCGAGUGUUAUAGUAAUGAUAAACCAACAGAAGCAGGAGAUAAUAUUUAUCAUGAGAUAGAUAAAUAUAAAUAUUUCAGAAGACAGACGUUUUCUCAAAAGGUUGCAUUACCCGUUGAUGCAGAUGUGGAUUAUCGAUAUUUUAUUGCCGUUAUAUGUCAAUCCAAUGGUACUAAGAAUUCAGCAAAGACUCUUAUUAUUCGCAAGUGGGAAACACAUAUGAUAUCUCGUCACAUUAAGAAAAAUGUACCUAGUAACUUUGUGAAUGAUACCUUGCCAGAUCCAGAAAUAUUUGGUUGUCAUAAUGGUUAUUGUAAAGUUGAACGUGGUUGGCUUACGGAUGAAACUGUGAUACAAUUUAAAAUUUUUGAUAAUCCAAUUAAAUUAUGGAAACAUCGAUUGCAAAAUAGAAAAGUUAAUAUUAAGAUGACUCCAGUAAAUUUAGUUAGGCAACACUCUUUAGAAUUACAACAAUUUGGAAAUGAGUGUAUAGAUGAUAGUCUUUCUAUGGAUACACAAGACAUUAUUGAUCAACCUGCUUUUAGUAUUACAGAAAUUGCUGUGAUGAACGAUGAAGAAGCACACUUCAAAUGCCAGGAACAAUUUGGUCGAGCUUAUAAAGAAGACGAGUGUAUUAUCUUCAAUGUUGCUGUUCGUUAUCCUGAAACUGUUGCAUAUUUAGUGGACUACUACGUAUACAGUUCAAGGACUUUCCCAGGUGAACCACCAAAUCAUAUUGGAUUCAGUUACAUCUUACCUAGUACAUUGCAAUCCAGUGUUGGGAUCCUGACAGUGCCGAUUACUAGUACAAAACAUAGACCAAUUGGACAAUUAACAGUCGAAUAUGUUGUUAUAAAAUCAAUACCGAAUUAUCCAUGGGAUAUGAGUAUUUCAUAUGCAAAACAUUGGGAACAAAGAUGGUCUGGUUUGGAUGUUGGCCAUAGAGGACUUGGUACUUCAUUUAAAUUUGAAACAAAAAAUUGUGCUAACGUGAGAGAAAACACUAUAGCGUCUUUAAAAACUGCAGCAUAUCAUGGCGCUGAUAUGGUAGAAUUUGACGUUCAAUUAUCGAAAGAUUAUGUACCAGUUAUAUAUCAUGACUUUUAUGUAUCAAUUUCAUUAAAACGUAAAAAACAAAUAGAAGCAAUGGACACACUGGAGAUACCGGUUAAGGAUCUAACUUUAGAACAACUUCAUUUAUUGAAGGACCUUUAUUACCCGGGCGACUCGUUGGGUAAGGUGCUGUAUUUCGUUGAUAAAAGUGAGCAGGGGGUUAACCAACUGGUGUAUCAUGUCGCAGAAGGUCGAGAAAAAAUUCCUCGAUUUUUUGACGAAGAUUUGGAAGAUCAUCAACCCUUUCCUACACUUCAAAGUGUACUACUUGAGUUAGAGCCGCAUGUUGGAUGCAAUAUUGAAAUAAAAUGGACCAUGCAAUUAAAAGAUGGUACAUUUGAGCUUAAUCAUCCAUUUGAUCUAAAUAUGUAUCUGGAUACAAUAUUGAAAGUUGUUUUGGAAUAUGGGGACGACAGGAAAAUAGUUUUUUCAUCCUUCAAUCCUGAUAUUUGUGCUAUGAUACGUCUGAAACAGAACAAAUAUCCAGUUGUAUUUUUAACACAAGGGAUAACUUCGAAGUAUCCGACUUAUCAUGAUCCUAGAUGUCAAACAGUACCAAUGGCUAUAAGACACGCAUUGGCGGCAGAUAUUUUAGGAAUUAAUGUUCAUACCGAGGAUAUACUUAGAGAUCCUUCCCAGGUAAAAUUGGUGAAAGAUGCUGGUUUAAUCAUCUUCUGUUGGGGCGAUGAUAAUAACGAUAAGGAUACUAUUCGUCAUCUUAAAAAACUUGGCCUACAUGCGGUCAUAUAUGAUAAAAUUGAUGUAUAUAAUUCGAAAGAUGUUAAAGAAAGUAUAUUCUUAGUCGAUGCAAGGGAAAGCCAAAAGGCAUUAAUAGCUUUGGCUCAGUCUAGUCAAACGGCUAAUACAACACAAAAUACAAUUUCUGGUGGUCCGAUUAAUAUGGAUUAUAGCAAUGAAAAGGAAUAUCUUUUAAAUUUGGAAAAGACAAGAAAUUUAUUAUCGACAUCAACGGCAACAUCCGUUUCGUGCCUCAAUAAUAAAAGCAAUACCAGUGGGGAUAGUAUAUCUACGAUUAAAGUGCCAUCGUCUUGUCAAUCUUCAGAAAAUAAUGAUAUUAGUGAAAUUACCAAAGAUUUUAGCGUAUGUGCAAAAUCAUUUGGACACACGAACAAUACUAGAAAUAUUUCUGAUAUAAUGAGUGGUGGUCAGACCACAGCCUUACCCGAAGCCUAUGGAGAAGAUGAAUCAGCGAAGGAUUGCCUUUGAUGUUUCUCUUUUAAAAAUACUUUUGUUUCCUGGUUUUGAUGCAUCAAGGCAGCAUACUUGGAAUAGAAUUACCAUUAAAGGAACAAGAAAGAUAACGACAAUUUUAUGAAUAAUUUCGUAAUUAAUAUAUCAAUUUCCUACAAUGGUUGUAGUACAGAGGCUAAACCUUU